AUGAGGUCGUUCAGGAUCUUAUCGACCCUGCUCGCCCUAGCUUCUUCCAUCCAUGCCGACGCAGGAGUCAGCCCCGGCGAUGCUCCUGAUGAUGUCAUCGAAUUGACCUCAGAAAACUUUGCCACCGUCGUCACCCCUGCGCCCUUGAUCUUGGUUGAAUUUAUGGCACCAUGGUGCGGUCACUGUAAAGCCCUGAUGCCCGAGUACAAACGGGCGGCCACACUAUUGAAAAAGGAAGGUAUCCCAGUGGCCAAGGCUGACUGUACCGAACAGAGUGAACUAUGUGCCCAGCACGAAAUUCAAGGUUACCCAACUCUCAAAAUCUUCACAAAUGGAGUAGCGUCGGAAUACAAAGGUCCUCGAAAAGCUGAUGGCAUCGUUUCAUACAUGGAAAAACGCGCACAGCCUGUUGUCACUGUUGUUACAUCUGCCAACCACACCGAAUUCACCAAAUCUGGUAACGUGGUGGUCAUCGCCUAUCUGGAUCACUCGGACAAAGAUAGCAUGGAUGUAUUUAACCGCUUCGCCGAAUCGAAGCGUGAUGAUUACGUCUUUGGAGUGUGCUACGACCCAUCAUCGAUCAGCGAGGUCUCCUCUCUCUCUAAAGGUAGUCUCGUUCUUUGGAAGAAGUUCGACGAAGGUCGCAACGAUUUCCAUGGAGAGAAACUGACCGAAGAGAACAUCACCAAAUUCGUUAACACCAACUCGGUGCCACUGUUUGAUGAACUCACUCCUUCCAACUUUGCUCUCUACUCCGAGAUCGGCCUUCCUCUCGCUUACACCUUCAUCGAGGCCAACAACCCCAAGCGAGAAAGUCUCAUCAAAUCUCUCGAGCCUGUUGCCAAGGACAACAAGGGUCACCUCAACUUUGUUUGGAUCGAUGCCACCAAAUUUGGAGAUUACGCCAAGUCUUUGAACCUUCCCGGUAGCGACUGGCCUGAGUUUGUCAUCCAGGAUCUGUCGAACCAGGACAAAUACCCAUUCGAGGCCAAGAAGGAAGUCAACCAUGACCACAUUGCCGAAUUUGUCAAGUCUUACCGCUCCGGAAAACUCGAAAAGAGUGUCAAGAGUCAACCUAUACCGACUCAAAAGGGUGACGGUACAUACGUCCUCGUCGCCAAGGCCUUUGAAGAAGUGGUUUACGGUAACAACAACCAGAAGGAUGUGUUCCUUGAAUUCUACGCACCUUGGUGUGGUCACUGCAAGCGUCUUAAGCCUAUUUGGGACAACUUGGCCCGCAGCUUCAGCGGUUCCAGCGACAAGGUUCUGAUUGCCAACUUCGAUGCCACUGAGAACGACAUCCCAUCCACAACCGGCUUUACGGUACAAGGAUACCCCACUCUGAAAUUCAAGCCCGCGGGCUCGAGGGAGUUCAUCGACUACGAUGACGAGAGAGAGUUGGAUGCGAUGAUUGCAUUUAUCGAGAAGAACUCGGUCAACAAGGUCAAGGCUGUCAAGGUCGAUCUACCUGAGCCAGUCGAAGGUGGCGAAGGGGGCGACCAAGUUGUCUUCGACUCCGAAGAAUCUGACCCGGUUCCUGAAGAUGAAGACAAAGAUGCUGAGCACGAUGAAUUGUAA
This is a messenger RNA of Puccinia triticina, 1578 nucleotides long. RefSeq lists its product as uncharacterized. NCBI's taxonomy places the organism in Eukaryota, Fungi, Basidiomycota, Pucciniomycetes, Pucciniales, Pucciniaceae. The coding region runs from base 1 to 1578 and encodes 525 amino acids. Gene Ontology annotation, biological process: protein folding; response to endoplasmic reticulum stress. Gene Ontology annotation, molecular function: protein disulfide isomerase activity. Gene Ontology annotation, cellular component: endoplasmic reticulum. The record is from RefSeq and is a predicted model, not a curated record. The transcript has 8 exons.